UCAACUAAAAAUACAUCUGUUUCAUCUAUGCCUUAAAGAUCGUCUAGCUAGAAAUUUUGAAUAUUUGCCUUCAACUAGAAGGCAGCAGUGAUGAGUUUCAUAGUAUUUUUAACCCUUGCCUUGUCAUUCCAUGUCUCCCAAGCCCAAACCCCACAACAACAAUAUCUAGCCGCACAUAAUGCAGCUCGUGCCGAGGUUAAUGUGGGAGCUCUCGUAUGGGAUGAUAACGUUGCAGCAUAUGCUGCCAACUACGCUAACCAGAGAGCCGGUGACUGUCAACUUAUUCAUUCUGGUGGCCGAUAUGGAGAGAACCUCGCAGGGAGUUCUGGAAAUCUUGCCAUAGGUCGUGCUGUAAACUUGUGGGUAUCCGAGAAAACUAUGUACGACUACCAAUCAAAUUCAUGUCAAGGAGGAGACUGUCGACACUAUACACAAGUAGUUUGGAGAAACUCUAUCCGCCUUGGGUGUGCGAGUCGGACUUGUAAUAACGGUGGUACCUUUGUCAUAUGCAGCUAUGAUCCUCCAGGAAAUUGGGCAAGACAACGUCCUUAUUAGACCUGAAAUGUGGUUCUCUCUAAUACUUAAGUACAGACUUCAUAUAAAACCUACCAGUAAUAAAAGACCUAGCUAAUACGAUUAGCUUUAGGGUAUUCCAGUAUCAAUAAGCUUUUAAUGGCAAUUAUAUGUACACUGUUCUUGUACUGUUGUUGUACUGCAUGUAUGUGAUUUCAUAGUGAAAAAUGUAUCUUAUUUAUAUAUAUAAUUGUUUUGGUUUAAU
Molecule: messenger RNA, 778 nt
Organism: Papaver somniferum (opium poppy)
Lineage: Eukaryota; Viridiplantae; Streptophyta; Magnoliopsida; Ranunculales; Papaveraceae
Product: basic form of pathogenesis-related protein 1-like
Exons: 1
Coding region: 91-555 (154 amino acids)
Cellular component (GO): extracellular region
Source: RefSeq, a predicted model, not a curated record